Molecule: messenger RNA, 750 nt
Organism: Ascochyta rabiei
Lineage: Eukaryota; Fungi; Ascomycota; Dothideomycetes; Pleosporales; Didymellaceae
Exons: 4
Coding region: 1-750 (249 amino acids)
Source: RefSeq, a predicted model, not a curated record
AUGAAGUUCGGAACUAGCCUUGCACUCUUGGCUUCCAGCCUCUUCAGCGCCGUCCGCGGUGAGGCUGUACCGUGGGAGCGCAUCGACAAGAACAACUCGCUUUUACUCAUUCUUGAUCUCCAAGUCGGACUCUACCAGCUUGCUCGUGACUGGGACCCCACCCUUUACAAAGAGAACAUCAUGGCUCACGCUGAGCUCGGCAAGCUCUUUGACUUGCCCGUCAUCAUGACCACAUCUGCCGAUACCGGUCCCAACGGCCCUCUUCCCAAGGAGAUGCUCGAGAUGUAUCCAGAUGCUCCUCUCAUCCGCCGUCAGGGCGAGGUCAACGCUUGGGACAACUCUGAGUUUCGCGCCGCCGUGAAAGCUUCGGGCAAGCAGCAAAUCAUCGUCGCCGGCAUCGUCACGGACGUCUGCACCGCAUUCCUCGCUCUAUCUCUCCGCGCAGAGGGAUACUCAGUCUUUGCCAACAUCGAAGGAUCCGGCACCACUACGCAGCUCAUCCGCGACACGGCCAACUCCCGCAUGGAGAAGGCCGGUGUUCAGCUCGUCAGCCUGUUCUCCAUCGUCUGUGAUCUCAUGCGCGAUUGGCGCGCGACUCCUGGUGCUGGUGAGGUUCUUCCUUUCCUCGACAAGUACCUGCCUGUCUAUGGUAUGCUUGCUAGGGGCCACGCUGCGGCUAUUGAGAACGGAACGGUUAUUCCCGGGGAAGCUGGAUUGAUCACUGGACAGAAUGGCACUGUUCUUAUUUGA